Messenger RNA from Chrysoperla carnea, 3861 nucleotides. It is a transcript of the gene IleRS, whose product is annotated as isoleucine--tRNA ligase, cytoplasmic. Gene Ontology annotation, biological process: isoleucyl-tRNA aminoacylation. NCBI's taxonomy places the organism in Eukaryota, Metazoa, Arthropoda, Insecta, Neuroptera, Chrysopidae. The transcript has 2 exons. The record is from RefSeq and is a predicted model, not a curated record. The coding region runs from base 104 to 3820 and encodes 1238 amino acids. Gene Ontology annotation, molecular function: aminoacyl-tRNA deacylase activity; isoleucine-tRNA ligase activity; tRNA binding.
AUUAUUGAAAACUUAUCGAAAAUAAUUGAAAAAAUACAAAAUAAGAUAUGAAUGAUAUUACAUUUACAGGCUAGAUUGCAUCAUUCUUAUUCUUUCUAGUACAAUGGCUGACAUACAGACGUCGGAAUUUAAAAUUCCACGUGUUCCUGAAGUAAUUGAUUUUGCAAAAGAGGAAGAGAAGAUUUUAAAGUUUUGGGAAGACAAUGAAGUAUUUAAAACAUGUUUAAAACAAUCGAAAGGUAAACCAAGAUUUUCCUUUUACGAUGGACCCCCAUUUGCCACUGGAUUACCCCAUUAUGGUCACAUAUUAGCCGGUACAAUUAAGGAUGUUGUUACACGAUAUGCUCAUCAACAAGGUUUUCAUGUUGAACGCCGAUUUGGAUGGGAUUGCCAUGGAUUACCGGUUGAAUUUGAAAUUGACAAAACCUUAGGUAUUAAAGGACCUGAAGAUGUUAUGAAAAUGGGAAUUGAUAAAUAUAAUUAUGAAUGUCGAAGUAUUGUUAUGAGAUAUGCAGAUGAUUGGGAAAAAAUUAUUGGCCGGAUGGGACGUUGGAUUGAUUUUAAAAAUGAUUACAAAACGUUAUAUCCUUGGUAUAUGGAAUCAAUAUGGUGGGUUUUUAAGGAACUUUACAAUAAAGGAUUAGUUUAUCAAGGUGUAAAGGUGAUGCCAUUCUCUACUGCAUGUAACACACCAUUAUCAAAUUUUGAAUCGGGACAAAAUUAUAAAGAUACCGUAGAUCCAGCAGUUGUUAUAGCUUUUCCAAAAAUUGAUAAUCCAAAUGAAAGUUUUUUGGCUUGGACAACAACUCCAUGGACAUUACCAAGUAAUUUAGCACUUUGUGUGAAUCCUGCGUUAACGUAUGUGAAAGUUAAAGAUCUCGACUCGAAUCGAAUAUUUAUUUUAUUAGAAAAACGUUUAGAGGUAUUGUAUAAACAACCAGAACAGUAUGAGAUUCUUGAAAGUUUUCCAGGUAUUCAACUAAAAGAUGUGCGAUAUAAACCACUUUUCCCAUAUUUUGAACAUAGAGCGAAAACUGGUGCUUUUCGAGUGCUUAUUGAUGAUUAUGUUUCCGAAGAAUCAGGUACUGGAAUUGUACAUCAAGCACCGUAUUUUGGUGAGGACGAUUAUCGUGUUAAUUUAGCUAAUGGAAUUAUAUCUCGAGAUGAAGAACCGUUAUGUCCUGUGGAUGAAAGUGGUUGUUUCACUUUACCCGUAAAAGAUUUUCUUGGUUUGUAUGUCAAGGAUGCUGAUAAGAAAAUCAUUGAAUAUUUAAAAAACACAGGCCGAUUAAUUCAACAUUCGCAAACUAAGCAUAGUUAUCCAUUUUGUUGGCGUUCCGAUACACCGCUAAUAUACAAAGCGGUACCAUCAUGGUUUAUCCGUGUUGAACACAUGCAGGAAGCACUUUUAAAAUCAAGCUCACAAACAUAUUGGGUUCCUGAAGUUGUAAAAGAUAAACGUUUCGGUAAUUGGUUACGAGAAGCUAGAGAUUGGGCUGUUAGUCGAAAUCGUUAUUGGGGUACACCAAUACCUUUAUGGAUAUCUGAUGAUCGUGAAGAAAUCGUUUGUGUGGGAAGUAUUGAAGAAUUGAAUCGACUUACUGGUGGUAAUGCUACGGAUUUACAUCGUGAAAAUAUUGAUCAUUUAGUAAUACCUUCGCGUCGUCCAAAUCAUCCACCUUUGAAACGUGUUUCAGAGGUCUUUGAUUGUUGGUUUGAAUCAGGUUCUAUGCCAUAUGCUCAACAACAUUAUCCAUUCGAACAUCAAAAAGAAUUCGAAGAUUGUUUUCCCGCUCAUUUUAUUGCUGAAGGUAUUGAUCAAACUCGUGGUUGGUUUUAUACGUUAUUAGUUAUAUCCACAGCUUUAUUCAAUAAACCUCCAUUUAAAAAUUUAAUUGCAAAUGGUUUAGUACUAGCAUCCGAUGGACAAAAGAUGUCGAAACGAAAGAAAAAUUAUCCAAAUCCAGUUUCUGUUGUUGAAAAAUAUGGUGCGGACGCCUUACGAUUAUAUUUAAUUAAUUCACCAGUUGUUCGUGCAGAAAAUUUACGUUUUAAAGAAGAAGGUGUCCGAGAUAUUAUCAAAGAUGUCUUCUUACCAUGGUUUAACGCAUUUAGAUUUCUGAUGCAAAAUAUUGAAAGCUAUGUACAAAAUACUGGAAAAGUUUGUACGUUCCAGGAACAGUUAGAUCAUACCAAAUUAAGUGAUAAUAAAAUGGAUCGUUGGAUUCUGUCUUAUACUCAAUCGUUAUUAGCAUUUGUUAAAAAAGAAAUGGCAGCUUAUCAUUUAUACACAGUUGUGCCACGUUUAACCAAAUUCAUUGAUAAUCUUACAAAUUGGUACGUUCGAAUGAAUCGUAAACGAUUAAAAGGUGACGGAGGUAACGAUGAUUGUAAACAUGCUCUCAAUACGUUAUUUAAUGUACUUUUAAUUAUGGUGAAAAUAAUGGCACCAUUUGCACCAUUUUUAUCGGAAUUAAUUUAUCAAUAUUUAUUCCAAAUUACUGAUAAAUACACAGGUCAAGAUACAAAAGGUAGUGUUCAUUAUCUAAUGUUUCCAAAUGUUAAUAAAUAUUUGAUCGAUGAAACAAUUGAACGUAGUAUUGCACGAAUGCAAAUUGUUAUUGAAUUGGGUCGUGUGUUACGGGAUCGUAAGACAAUUCCAAUCAAAUAUCCAUUACCGGAAUUAGUUGUUAUUCAUCGAAGUACUGAAUUUUUAAAUGAUAUCAAAUCACUAGAACCAUACAUUUUAUCUGAAUUAAAUGUUAAAAAAUUAACAUUAAGUUCGGAUAAAGAAAAAUAUGGUAUUAAAUUACGUGCAGAACCAGAUCAUAAAACGUUAGGUUUACGUUUAAAAUUACAUUUUAAGGCCGUUACACAAGCUAUUAAAGAAUUAACUGAUACACAAGUUGAAGAAUUUAUUAAAAAUAAAUCAAUGGAUAUCACUGGACAUAAAGUUGAUUUAGAGGAAAUUCGUAUUAUCUUAGAAACCUCUGGUGGUGGUAAUAAUAAAUACGAGGCAAACAGUGAUAAUGAUACGGUGAUUUUAUUAGAUGUUACACCGGAUCAAUCCAUGUUGGAUGAAGGUAUUGCACGAGAAAUUAUCAAUCGUGUACAAAAAUUACGUAAAAAAGCUCAUUUAGUUCCAACAGAUGAUAUUGAUGUUUAUUAUGAAACAUCCGGUGAACUUUUACGUAUUUCUAAAUCGCAUACAGAAUUUAUUGAAAGUACAAUUAAAGCUUCAUUUAAGCAGUUGAAUGAUAAUACUAGCAAAUCAAAUCCUAUUAUUGAAGAAUCACAAUUAUGUAAAGGUGAAAAUUUAAAACUUGUUAUAGUUCAACCACUCACCGAAAUUUCUUUACCUGUAUUGAAAUGGGUGAAUGUUGCAUUGAUAAAUUUGAAACCACGCUUUGGUAAUUCCGAUCGGGGUACAUUACUAUUAGAAACUUUCGAUGGUAAAUUUAUAACAUUAGUAGAAUUACGUAAUAAUAUAUCAAAUUUAUUUGGUAUUUAUAAACAAAAUUAUAAUUUAUGGUUGAAUAACAAAGAAGUAACUACUGAUAACGAUUUGAAAAAGGCGUCUGGACAAACAAUUUAUGUUUGUCCAAUUACAGAUAAUCAAAUUAAAUCGAAUGUUUCCAGUCCAACGCCGUUUAGCAACUUUGUUAAUGUUAAAUUUAAUAAUCGAAAUGGUACUGUUUUAAUUGAGAAUGGAUUGUCUGUAGGUAGCUUAUCGGCAUAUCUUCAGCAAUUGUUCAAUAUUCCUGCUGGUUCAGUAUCACUUUCAAAGUUACCAAAAAGUGGGGAAACUUUAAACCUUUGAAAAUGAUCAUUAAUAAUUCAACUGAAUGUAUUUGAAUUGAA